UUCAUUUAUUUAUUCUUAUUUUCAGACAUUACUUAUUUGAAUGAAGUUUCGGAUAGUGGAGAGGAAAUCAACAUUAACAUUGAAAAUGACAUUUCUUAUUUUAAUGAAGAUUGGGAAAGUGCAGAGGAAAUGUAUAUAUUAACAAACAACAGCAACAUUGGAAAUGAUAGUGAAUUAGAAUCUGGUGAUAGUAAUGAUCAUGAUGAUGGUGAAGACAAUAAUGAAUGGGAUGUAAUGAAAAGUGUAGCUGAAGAAGUAUUGAAAACAAAAAAGAGGGGUAGACCUGUGGGAAGCAAGUCAGGUAUCCAUGGAACACUUAUUGCGGAAGAAGAAGAGGAAGAGGAACAUGAGUGCACAGUGAAGGCUAAGAAAAAACAGAGGUUAGAUGUGUGUGGGCUUAUGUCCUUAGGAUGCUGUGCAAUGUUGUGCUUGUCACUGGUCUCAGAGAACUGUCUUGUGAUGGUAUAUGAAAACAUGGCUGCCUACAGCAAAACAGAAAGAAACCAGUGGGUGCUAAACUGGCUAUGGUCUCACAACAAGUGGAAUGAAGGAGAUGGCAGUUUCACAUUUUUUUACAGCAUAAGUGAAUGGAAUGUCUGCCUUACCGCGUGGUUAAGUGUGAUUGGUGUCCCAUUAUCAACUUACUAUGCCAUAAGAACUAGAUUCUUUAAUUGUGAAAAAACUAUUCCUUCACAGGGCAAUAAAGAAGGUAGAACAGGUGUGGCUACUCAGUAUGCCAUGGUUUGGUUGAGGGACUUUAUUACAAAAUAUGCACAAAUGCAGCCAGACAAGUGUGAGUUACAUCUGCCACCGUGCCUCACCAAACAAGGCAUAUAUGAGAACAUGAAAGAAGAAUUAACUCAAUUGCAGUCACCUCUUAUCUCAGAAAAACAUUUUUAUAAGAUGUGGAAGAAAGAUUUGCCACAUGUAAAGAUACCUAAGAAUUCCAGACUUUCCAAAUGUAAUAUAUGCACAAGAAUUAAGCUUCAUUUGGCUGAUGUCAAAGACAAAAAAAGCAGACUUGUAUUAAUUAGUAUGCGCAAUGAACAUCUAAAGAAACAAAGCUUGGAACGACAAAAAUAUUAUAAACAUAUCCAAAAGGCAAAGAAGCAUCCAGACAAAUACCUGAGCAUCAUCAUUGAUGGGAUGGACCAAAGCAAGACAGAAAUACCGCACUACAUGUAUGUCAGUUCAAUGGUUAGCUGUCUUUGGAAAUUGCGUGUUCAUUUGGCAGGAGCAAUUGUGCAUGGUGUUGGGAUAUAUGGUUUUUUUGAUUACAUGCAGUACCAACAUGGAAGUGCCCUUACUAUUCACGUUUUGAUAAAUAUAUUGUGGAUGUUAAAAGAAAAGUUACCAGCCACACUGUAUAUGCAAAUGGAUAAUUGUGGUAGAGAGAAUAAGAAUCGGUAUCUGUUUGCCUUUCUGGGAUUGUUGGUGGAGCUAAAAGUCUUCAAAAAAAUAAAGGUUUCAUUUUUACCAGUUGGCCACACACAUGAAGAUAUUGAUCAAGUUUUUUCAAGGUUUUCACAUUGGCUUACAGACCACUCUGCACUGACAUUGCCAUCACUCAUCAAGGGUUUUGAAAAGUGUACCACACCAUCACCGACUGGUAUAAUCACUGAAGAUGUAUUUAAUGUUACUGAGUGGAUUGCUCCUCACAUUUCGUCUAUUUCUGGACAUUCAAAACCACAUGCCUUCAAAUUUGAAUCUGAUGAAAAUGGAAGAGCAAUGCUGUUUACAAAGGCAUAUGCCAAUGAUAAGAAUUGGGACCAUUGUGAAGGUACAGAAAAAUACCUUCUAAAAUCAAGACCAUCUGGACAGCCAAAUAUUAUAGAGCCUAACUUUGAAAAAGUUGACCUAGUUAAACUAGAAAAUGACAUUGAAAAGGCUUUUAAAUAUUUUAAAAGUGAAGACAUAGUUUGGUGGAGGCAACUUUUCCUAUCUGCAAACAGUACUGAAACAGCAGGAGAUUUGCCAUUCAGACUUUAUGAAAUUAUUGAAGCUAAGCAGAAUACCAAUGCAACAUUACCAGUUAAUCUUGACACACCAAAUACGGAAGUCUUUGAUUUCCUGGAAGAAGAGGAAGUAUAUGCACCAAUUAUACUUGGAAAGAAAACAAAGACAGCUAAUAGCCCACUGAAAGUAGAUGAUUUUGGCGUUUUUGAUGUACCAACAUAUGCUGGCAAGUGGCCACAAAUUGGUAAAGUUGUGGAAUUUGUUGGGGACAAAUUAAAGGUGCAGUGGUACAAAGGUUCAAAAACCACAAUUUGGAAUCCUUGUACAAUUCCAGUCAAGGGUCAGAAAGGUGAAAGACAACCAUGGACUGAACUAGUUUCAAAAACAGAUGUAAAGCUGUCUGGUUUCCAGUUAACUGCAUCUUGUUUUUUACCAAAGCAUGUAAAAGACUUUAUUGAUGGAUAUGAUUUUAAUUAAAUGAAAUUCUGUGUUGUCAAAGAUCAUGUAUAUUUUAUUUUAAGAAUUGAAUGAAAGGAAGAGAUAUACUAAUGACUCUUUUUGGCCAUUAACAAUGAAUAUUUUUUCCCCAAAAAAAUUGGUUUAGCAUAAAUAUUGAUAUCAAAUAUGUCAGGAGCCUCUGGCCUUUGUUAGUCUUGUAUUAUUUUAAUUUUAGUUUCUUGUGUACAAUUUGGAAAUUAGUAUGGCGUUCAUUAUCACUGAACCAGUAUAUAUUUGUUUAGGGGCCAGCUGAAGGACGCCUUCAGGUGCGGGAAUUUCUCGCUACAUUGAAGACCUGUUGGUAACCUUCUGCUGUUGUUUUUUUAUUUGGUCGGGUUGUUGUCUCUUUGACACAUUCCCCAUUUCCAUUCUCAAUUUUAAAAUUUGACCUAGAAUUUAUUUGAAUGUAAUGAUGGUUUUCCAAAAGUGUUAAAUUAGGGAAAUUGUUUUAUUGAUAUUUUUGUAUUUGACAAAUGAAAUGUAUUCAAAAACUGAAAAAAAACCCAUAAGAAUGGAAAUUGUAUUAUGAAAUAUGCUAAAAAAAAUGUAACAAAUUAACUUUUUAUGACUUAAUAAGUUUUUAUAUUUAAAUGCUUGAAAAUUUAUGAUUGAUAUUGAAAAAAUACAACAUCAUUUUAUUUGUUGGUAGAUACUUAUAGAUUUAGUAUUUUUGUUUUUUAAACUCAAUGCAUUUUUUCAUUGUCAUGU
This is a messenger RNA of Mytilus trossulus (common blue mussel), 3162 nucleotides long. RefSeq lists its product as uncharacterized. The record is from RefSeq and is a predicted model, not a curated record. Bases 130 to 2433 code for a protein of 767 amino acids. Lineage: Eukaryota; Metazoa; Mollusca; Bivalvia; Mytilida; Mytilidae. The transcript has 15 exons.